CGGUAACGGAGGGACGAAUAACAGACAUCUCCUUUAAGGCCUUUAAAGUUACUGUAAACUUACUAAAAAACCAACAACAACCCGCUUGUCUUCUUAUCAGUCGGCGUGGACCUGCAGCACGAACAUGGUUCUGAAGUCGGAAGACGGAGUUGUGCCUGAUGACCUCAGUCCAGAAGAGAGACAAGAACUGGAGAGCAUCCGCCGCAGAAAACAAGAGCUACUGGAGGACAUACAAAGGCUGAAGGAUGAGAUAGCAGAGGUGACCAGUGAGAUUGAAAACCUGGGCCUGACUGAAGAGAGGAAAAGCAUGCAGAGGAAUAAACAGAUGGCUAUGGGCCGAAAGAAGUUCAACAUGGACCCCAAGAAGGGGAUCCGAUUCUUGAUUGACAGCUCGCUGCUAAAAAACACGAGCGACGACAUCGCCCAAUUCCUCUACAAGGGGGAGGGGCUUAAUAAGACGGCUAUUGGCGACUACCUAGGGGAGAGAGAUGACUUCAACAUCGAGGUUCUUCACGCCUUCCUGCAGUUACACGAGUUCACCGACUUGAACCUGGUUCAGGCCCUCAGGCAGUUCCUGUGGAGCUUCAGGCUGCCUGGUGAGGCUCAGAAGAUCGACCGCAUGAUGGAGGCGUUCGCCCUGCGGUACUGUCGCUGUAACCCCGGGGUGUUUCAGAACACAGAUACCUGUUAUGUGUUGUCGUUCGCUGUCAUCAUGCUGAACACUAGUUUACACAACCCCAACGUGAAAGACAAACCUACUGUUCAGAGAUUUACAGCGAUGAACAGAGGCAUCAAUGACGGAGGAGACCUGCCAGAGGACCUGCUCAGGAAUCUGUACGACAGCAUCAAGAAUGAACCCUUUAAGAUCCCGGAGGACGACGGGAACGACCUCACACACACCUUCUUCAACCCCGACAGAGAGGGGUGGCUACUCAAACUCGGAGGUGGACGAGUUAAGACCUGGAAAAGACGCUGGUUUAUUCUCACAGAUAACUGCCUUUACUACUUUGAAUACACAACUGAUAAAGAACCCAGAGGGAUUAUUCCACUGGAAAAUCUGAGUAUCAGAGAAGUUGAUGAUUCCAAGAAACCGAACUGCUUUGAGCUCUUCAUCUCGGACCACAGAGAUCAGGUGAUCAAAGCUUGUAAGACGGAGGCGGACGGUCGCGUCGUCGAGGGCAACCACACUUUUUACAGAAUCUCCGCCCCGACCGCAGAGGAGAAAGACGAGUGGAUCAAUAGCAUCAAAGCUGCGAUAAGCAAAGAUCCGUUCUACGAGAUGCUGGCUGCUCGGAAGAAGAAGGUCUCUUCUCUGAAGGGUCUGUAGAGCCGCUGAGGACUGAACGUCAAAAAAAACCAAGAAGCACAGGUUUGAUUUCUAAAUGCAGAACUGGAUGUGGACCUGAUAGUCCUCCUGCUGCAGUAACACACGGACCUGACAGAGGAUUCAGCUUUUGAACUCUUUCACCUUCAGUACAAACACUCCUCUUUUCACAGGUUUAACUCAAUGUUGACCCAUUCAAUCAUAAACUUCUUUUUUCAUAUUUUAUUUAAAUCCUCAAACAUCCUUUCAAAAAAAGCUGCCGGACUGUAACCGUGACGCUCCCAUUCUCCUUAAACUCUGCUGUAAUGACUGAUUCACCUCUCGGCUUCCUCACACGCAGACUCGGCUUCUCGCGGAGAGUAGCAGAACCAAGACGUGGUUAACGUGAAACGACACUCACCGAAUCAUAAAUCAAUUGUGUUUAUAGUCACACACCAGCUGAGAGAAAGAAACUGAACAUUUAACGUGGAAGGAGUCGAGAUAAAAUGCUGGACAGUUACUGGAAGAAUCACAUUACACACAUUAAUGGGAUUCAGAUACUUUUACGUACACGUUAAGUUAGUUUACAAACAUUUAUUUUAAUCAGUGGAGGUAAACACAAACUCUUCAUGAAGAUAUUUACUGGAAUAAACGUCCUUCAGGUCAGGAUUCGGUCUCAUUUGCCACAUAAACGCUCUUUUUUUUACUGCUGUUGAUCUUUUGUCAAAGCACUGUUUAUGGAAAUGAAGGCAAUGCAUAGCUAAAUAUUUAUUUAUCCAGAUUUCUUGUAAUUUAUUGUUUUCAGUUUUGUCUCAUUAAAAGUUUGAAAACGGAUAUCGCUCAUUUGACUUUUGACGGGAA
This is a messenger RNA of Scomber scombrus (Atlantic mackerel), 2164 nucleotides long. Its product is annotated as cytohesin-1-like. The record is from RefSeq and is a predicted model, not a curated record. The coding region runs from base 125 to 1327 and encodes 400 amino acids. Gene Ontology annotation, molecular function: guanyl-nucleotide exchange factor activity. Gene Ontology annotation, biological process: regulation of ARF protein signal transduction. The transcript has 12 exons. Lineage: Eukaryota; Metazoa; Chordata; Actinopteri; Scombriformes; Scombridae.